AUGAUUGAGAGUGGUUUCAUUAAGUUGGAUGAUAAGCAGAGUGAAAGCAAAUGUGCUCUUGUGUAUGGUCAAAUGAACGAGCCACCUGGUUCUCAUGCUCGUGUUGGACUUACUGGACUCACUGUCGCUGAACACUUCCGUGAUGCUGAAGGACAGGAUGUGCGUCUUUUCAUUGACAACAUUUUCCGCUUUACUCAAGCAAACUCAGAGGUGUUUGCUUUGGUUGGUCGUAUCCCAUCUGUUGUUGGUUACCAACCAACAUUGCUCUUCUGUCCGGUGCUUUGA
This is a messenger RNA of Lathyrus sativus (Indian pea), 285 nucleotides long. The record is from the annotation of a GenBank genome assembly. Lineage: Eukaryota; Viridiplantae; Streptophyta; Magnoliopsida; Fabales; Fabaceae.